AAAAAUAAAAUUAUUUUGCUACAAAGGUUGUUUGGAAAUACUGUACAGGUCGGGGUUCGAUUUAUCAGCGGCCCAACCCCCCCCCAAAAAAAAAAAAAGCGGAAACUUCCCAAAAACACUCGCAAUUUUAACAGGAACACAUGGUUUUCUAGUUGGCAUCCAAAAAAAAAAUUUGUUUUCCCCUGUAUUUUUGUGCCAACACUUCCCCUGUCCUCCUUCACCCAAAAGUCAAAAAAAAAAAAAAAUCUAAAGGGAAUUUAAAUUUCUGAUUUCUCUGAUUCGUAUUUGUAUUUGAUGAAAAAAAAAAACUAAAUACGAAAUUGUGGUGGAAUUUCACAGUUCAAAUUCCCUGAAAUAGGGUUUUCAAUUCGCUAAAUUUUUCAUCAAAUUUUACGUUACGUCUUUAAAUUUUGAUUUUAAGGAGGCCUUUUUCUUUUUCGCCGUCGUCUUACUGUUUACCUUUAUGUAUUUGAGGAGAAAAAGGUCAAAGUAAAAAUUUAGUGGAGGUUUAGCGAUGUUGGUUGGAAAUAGCGGUGGAUUUAAUGUUGAAACUUGCUUCUUUCAUUUGGCUGAAUGGCAUCCUUUGCAAUAACAUAUCUGAUUAGGGCUUCAAGCCCUCUUUUAUUUAUCCCUCCUUCCUUCCUUUUUCAAAUCAGAUCAAUGGGCUGUUGCGGUUGCUUUGGCUUCACUGCAAAACCCAAACGGUUGCCAAGGUCCGAUUGCAGGACGAGCUUUCAAAUGUCCCAGGAGAAUUUGUUAGAUGAAGAAAUAGAAGAGGAUGAUUGUUCAUAUAUUGGUGAGAUUACCAGCACUGCUCAUGGAGAUGAGGUUGAGUCUUUAAGCCAUGCCAAGCGUUCUGAAGAGAUCUUGAGGUUCAAGCUCAAAAAUGGAUUGAUUUGCAGGCAAUUUCCUGUCAAGGAAACAAACAAGAUUAUUCGUUCGGAGGAUGAAAAUGGGAAUAAGAUGGUUAAUGAGUAUGUGCGGGAAUGCAAGAUUGGUUCUGGUAGCUAUGGAAAAGUGGUUCUAUAUCGAAACAGUGUAGAUGGAAAACAGUAUGCUAUUAAGGCCUUUCAUAAGUCUCAUUUAUUAAAGCUGCGAGUUGCUCCAUCAGAGACUGCAAUGACUGAUGUUCUUCGCGAGGUUCUAAUUAUGAAAAUGAUGGAACAUCCCAAUAUAGUUAAUCUCAUUGAGGUGAUUGAUGACCCAAGCACGGAUCAAUUCUACAUGGUUCUUGAAUAUGUGGAAGGCAAAUGGGUUUGCGAGGGUUCUGGUCCUCCUGGAGGCAUUGGAGAAGAUACUGCUAGGAAGUAUGUGCGAGAUAUAGUAUCUGGGCUUAUGUACCUCCAUGCUCAUAAUAUUGUGCAUGGAGAUAUAAAACCUGAUAAUUUGUUGAUUAGUAGCACGGGUAUGGUGAAGAUAGGAGAUUUUAGUGUCAGCCAGGUGUUUGAGGAUGACGAUGAUGAGCUUCGCCGUUCUCCUGGGACUCCUGUUUUUACUGCACCUGAGUGCUGUCUAGGUUUAACAUAUCAUGGAAAAGCUGCUGACACAUGGGCUGUAGGAGUUACUUUGUACUGUAUGGUACUGGGAAAAUAUCCAUUUCUCGGUGAAACGCUACAGGAUACAUAUGACAAGAUUGUUAAUAACCCUUUAAUUCUGCCGAAUGACAUGAACCCAGAGUUGAGAAACUUACUAGAAGGAUUUCUUUGCAAAGAUCCAAAACAGAGGAUGACUUUGAAUGCUGUAGCAGAGCAUUCCUGGGUUAUUGCAGAAGAUGGACCAAUCCCCCAGUACUUGUGUUGGUGUAAGCGUAAUAACCACGAGAGGGAAGAAUGUAUUGGGAGAAGUGAUACUCAUUCGACAGAAACUGACUAGAUUAUCUUCUGGCUUCCGCAAAUUUACUGUACAGUAAAAAAAAAAAAAGAAAAACCUAGGUCUUUUGUUUUGUUCCCUUCCUUUUAAUUUUUGCCCCAGAGGCUCAUAAGAUAGCCAAGACUGGGAGCAAAAUUUUCUGGGAUACAUGAGAUAUGGUAGGUUCAUUUUGUGCAAGGAGUGAAUUUGUGAGGUAUGUUGUCUUCGCUUUCAAACCGGUUCGGGAGCUUCAGUUUGUGAAGGUUUUCUGGAUGUUAUAAUA
Molecule: messenger RNA, 2131 nt
Organism: Durio zibethinus
Lineage: Eukaryota; Viridiplantae; Streptophyta; Magnoliopsida; Malvales; Malvaceae
Product: serine/threonine-protein kinase GRIK1-like
Biological process (GO): intracellular signal transduction; protein phosphorylation
Cellular component (GO): cytoplasm
Molecular function (GO): ATP binding; protein serine/threonine kinase activity
Source: RefSeq, a predicted model, not a curated record